GAGAGACGGACGGCGGGUCACCGCAUAAUCUUGGGGAGAGAAGCGACCGAGAAGUCGCCUUAAAGAGAGUCGCUCUCGUCGAUCGACCGGUUGCAUUCGGAGAGCGAGGAAUGGUCCAGGCCGACGUCACAUCGAGCAUCCCAGUGCAAAUGCCAUCCCUAAUACAGAAAGACGUGUACGCUCGAACAUCGAGCGGCAGCUUAUACAUCGAGAACAUCGACCACGACGUCACCCCGGCCGAGAUUGCAGCCUUUUUGAAAAUCACGUCCUCGCCGUCUAUCUCGCCCGACGCUGUACAAACUCGCGCAGAAUCCCGCGGGGGUCGAAUCAAGGCCCCUAGGCCGUUUAUCAGGAUCACCUCGCCCCUUUCCUCGGAGGCUGGGUCCCCGACAGAAGUCAUCACCCGUGAAGCUGCACCUCCGGCUGGGGUCCCGAACUACGCUAGAUCUCGUCAGAAUAAGCGAGGGUCUGAACCCACUCGACCUCGAACCAUGUUCGGCUGGGCAGCCAGUCAGUUGCCACAGGCCGCUCCUACUCCGGCUUCAUCCUCCCCGUCGAGGCCGGCUACGACGUCACGCAGCAGCACGACAGAUGCCGUCUUGACCGUUGCGGCGAUCAGUAGCGGAAACGUCUCGCCUGUACCCGCGUCUCCCAUCGAGGAUCGUCGAUUCUCCUUCUCUGGAGCUUUUCUUCGCCCACGGCCCAACUCAAUGGUUUCAACGAGCAGUUCCACCUCGUCCUCGGGGCAGCUAGCUCGAGGCCCUGGUCAUCAUCAAAGUGACAAGAAGUCGCAGAAGCGGCCGAUGAGCGGUUUGUUCCGACGAAUGUCCAGCUCGCAGUCAAACAAGAUUGUACCGCGAAAACCCGUAUUGCUACCCAGUCCUAGGGAAGAGGAGGAGCAAUUUGAGUUCGUUACAACAAAUUCGAGGAGCAGUACCACACGUGCUGCUACCACCACGGAGAUACUCGAGCCCCAGUCAGGAUGGAAGCGUUUCAUACGCAAGAUGACGAGUGCAAAGGACCACUCCACGAUCGGCACUGGCCGUGAGAUGAAGCUCGAUGGGGUAGCGGCUUUCGAUAGCGCAGGAGUAUCGCAUAGUGUUCCAAGCGACUCUUCGAUCGAAAAUUCGGCAGUCCAAGAGGUCGUGCCAAGCCGGCCACGGUCUUCAGGCUCGAGUGCAGUUGACGCCGAUUCCCUGCAAGCACCAUCCCUCGACAUCGGGUCGGCCACAUCGCCGAGUGAGACUGGAGCAGAACAUACGCCAGUAGAUUGUCCCCUUCCAUCCGAAAGCCUUCGAUCGGUCAUGGGGUUGGAACUCAAGCGAAGUCCCAAGUCGGACACUCUGGUUGAAAUGGCAGGAUUUUCAAAGCAGCAGAAGGACGAUUCGAUGUGAAAGAACGGGGACGCAGCAGAAUAGUUGACACGAACAGACAUUGCCAUCUUGAGCAAUACAUCCCGAGCACGCAAACGAGCAUACGUAAAGCAUUUGUAUAGCAUUUCAUCCAGCAUUUCUGUAGACUGAUAGUUUCGUCAAUUUCGUUCCACCAUCGUCGUUUGAUUGUUGUUGUUGCUCUUCUCGUGACGGAUAUGUUUACGUAAUCACAAAUCGCAACGACCCGCCAUCGCGCC
Messenger RNA from Filobasidium floriforme, 1630 nucleotides. RefSeq lists its product as uncharacterized. The record is from RefSeq and is a predicted model, not a curated record. The transcript has 2 exons. Bases 111 to 1394 code for a protein of 427 amino acids. Lineage: Eukaryota; Fungi; Basidiomycota; Tremellomycetes; Filobasidiales; Filobasidiaceae.